Balaenoptera acutorostrata (minke whale) is the source of this 1396-nucleotide messenger RNA. Its product is annotated as hepatocyte nuclear factor 4-gamma-like. Gene Ontology annotation, biological process: cell differentiation; regulation of transcription by RNA polymerase II; anatomical structure development. Gene Ontology annotation, molecular function: nuclear receptor activity; nuclear steroid receptor activity; zinc ion binding. NCBI's taxonomy places the organism in Eukaryota, Metazoa, Chordata, Mammalia, Artiodactyla, Balaenopteridae. The record is from RefSeq and is a predicted model, not a curated record. Gene Ontology annotation, cellular component: nucleus.
UCUGUCCCAGAGACAACAAGUAUGAAUACCACAGAUAAUGGUGUCAACUGUCUAUGUGCUAUAUGUGGGGACAGAGCGACAGGAAAGCACUAUGGCGCCUCCAGCUGUGACGGGUGCAAGGGCUUCUUCAGACGCAGCAUCCGCAAGAGUCACAUUUAUUCCUGCAGGUUCAGCCGGCAAUGUGUUGUUGACAAAGACAAAAGGAAUCAAUGUAGAUACUGUCGAUUAAGAAAGUGCUUUAGAGCAGGAAUGAAAAAAGAAGCUGUGCAAAACGAACGUGAUAGAAUAAGCACAAGAAGAAGCACAUUUGAUGGCAGCAACAUCCCCUCCAUUAACACACUGGCACAAGCAGAAGUUCGGUCUCGCCAGAUCUCAGUCUCAAGCCCUGGUGCAAGCACUGACGUAAAUAUUAAGAAAAUUGCCAGUAUUGGUGAUGUCUGUGAAUCCAUGAAACAGCAGCUCUUAGUCUUGGUGGAAUGGGCUAAAUAUAUUCCUGCCUUUUGUGAGUUACCACUGGAUGAUCAGGUGGCACUGUUGAGAGCUCACGCAGGGGAACAUUUACUGCUUGGAGCUACAAAGAGAUCCAUGGUGUAUAAAGAUAUUUUGCUUUUGGGAAACAAUUACAUUAUUCACUGCAACAGCUGUGAAGUUGAGAUUAGCCGUGUGGCCUACCGGGUUCUAGACGAGCUGGUCCGACCACUUCAAGAAAUUCAGAUUGAUGACAAUGAAUAUGCUUGUUUGAAGGCAAUUGUAUUUUUUGAUCCAGAUGCAAAAGGGCUAAGUGAUCGAAAGAUUAAGAACAUGCGGUUCCAAGUGCAGCUGAGUUUGGAGGACUACAUCAACGACCGGCAGUACGACUCGCAGGGCAGGUUUGGGGAGCUGCUUCUGCUCCUGCCCACACUGCAGAGCAUCGCUUGGCAAAUGAUUGAGCAAAUACAUUUCGUUAAACUUUUUGGGAUGGUUAAAAUCGACAACUUACUUCAGGAGAUGUUACUGGGUGGUGCUUCCAGUGAGGCUAACCAUCUCCAUCAUCCAAUGCACCCACAUUUAUCUCAAGAUCCAUUAACUGGACAAACUAUACUUUUGGGUCCAAUGUCAACACUGGUUCAUACAGACCAGAUCUCAACUCCAGAAACCCCACUUCCUUCCCCACCUCAAGGCUCUGGACAAGAAACCUACAAAACAGCUGCAAAUCAAGCUUCAGUCAUUUCACACCAGCCUCUCUCCAAACAGAAGCAAUUGUGAAAAUAUGUUUACUUCUGAACGGCACUGCAUAAAUGUGAAAAGUUGUUGGUCUUGAAAUAUCUCAGGAUAGCACUUUUGGCAAACUCUUAGCCAAGGCUUCUUCAUGGUGCUGUUAUAAGAUGGUAUCCUGUUUUCUUGUUUAUAUGCUCAU